AUGUUAAAUCCUGUAGAGAAAUCAAACGAUAUUGAAAUGCAAGAUUAUUCCGGCCAAGCUUCAUCUUCACCACCAAGACCAUUGCCACAAUUGGAAAGCCAAUCAGAAACUAUACCGGUAAAACCGCCGACUUAUCAAGCAGAAUGUGAGUUUUUGUUUGUUUUGACUAAUUUGUUUGUGGAAGAGUUUUGUAUAUUUUUUUGAAAUGCUAUUCUCAUUUUAAGAUAAGAAAAACAAUAAAGGCCUGGAAUCUUCUUCAUCAAGUGUUGAGUGUAUGAUUUCAAACCUUUAGAGUGAUGUUAUCAGAAAUAAUUUGACUGAAUCUAGAAAAUAACUUCAAAAAUCUAGAAAUUCCAAAUCAUUCGUUUCAUCUAUCAUUUUUCAGAUACUUCCAGCGGUUUUGCGGAAACAAUUUUGAAACUUGUCACUGGACUUGUAAUUUUCCUUACAUUUCCAAUCUCCGUGUUUUUCUGUGUGAAAGUGGUUCAAGAAUAUCAACGAGCCGUCAUCUUCCGUCUUGGUAGACUUGUCCCACAAGUGAAAGGCCCUGGAAUCUUCUUCAUCAACCCAUGCAUUGACAAAUUUCUUAACAUUGAUCUUCGUGUUGUCUCCUACAAUGUUCCAUCGCAAGAAAUAUUAUCUAGAGAUUCAGUAACCGUUUCUGUUGAUGCUGUUGUUUAUUACAAAGUGUUCGAUCCAAUUACAUCCGUUGUUGGUGUCGAAGAUGCGAGUAAUUCAACAAGAUUGUUGGCACAAACAACAUUAAGAACAUGUCUCGGAGCACACACAUUAACAGAAAUGUUGUCAGAGCGUGAAAAGAUUUCAGCAGAUAUGAAGCUUGCUUUAGAUGAAGCCACAGUUCCAUGGGGGAUUAAGGUAACCUAGAACUUCUGAGAAUUUUUAUUUUAAAAUUGUGUUUUUUUUUAGGUUGAGAGAGUUGAGUUGCGCGAUGUCAGACUUCCAGCUCAAAUGCAAAGAGCAAUGGCCGCCGAGGCUGAAGCUCAAAGAGAUGCCGGCGCAAAAAUUAUUGCGGCAAAUGGAGAGCUCAAAGCAUCUGCCGCCUUGGCUGAAGCCGCCGAAGUCAUCUCUAAAUCUGAAGGUGCUAUGCAACUUCGAUAUUUGCACACACUCAACGCAAUCAGGUAAGAUUUAUACUAAAUGUUUUCUUUACAUGAAAACCCAUAUGAUUUUCAGUUGCGAAAAAACCUCAACAAUCAUUUUCCCAUUCCCAAUCGAGAUUCUUGGAGGAAUACAAAACAAUAUCACGAAAGUACAUCCAGCUCAAAGCUCAAAGUUUUAA
Messenger RNA from Caenorhabditis angaria, 1300 nucleotides. The record is from the annotation of a GenBank genome assembly. NCBI's taxonomy places the organism in Eukaryota, Metazoa, Nematoda, Chromadorea, Rhabditida, Rhabditidae.